Molecule: messenger RNA, 960 nt
Organism: Rhipicephalus sanguineus (brown dog tick)
Lineage: Eukaryota; Metazoa; Arthropoda; Arachnida; Ixodida; Ixodidae
Product: UPF0046 protein C25E10.12
Exons: 4
Coding region: 86-925 (279 amino acids)
Molecular function (GO): hydrolase activity
Source: RefSeq, a predicted model, not a curated record
GUGAUUGCAGCGGUGGCUCUAGCCGUGGCAGGCGGCCCUGCAAAGCGAAACCAACUCCGGCAGGUGCGUGCCUGGGCGUGUAAAGAUGGGUAGCGGUGCCGUGGCCGUGAAUCCGUUGACGCACGACUCGGACACGGCUUGGAACCGACUCAAGGCGACCCAGACGGUGCGUGCGGUCACCCCGCUUUCCCUGGACACUCCCGUCAAAGACGACGCCGUGCGAUUCGUGUGCAUCUCCGACACACACAGCGCGAUCGAGCGUAUGCGCUACCCGAUACCCGAAGGAGACGUGCUACUACACGCCGGAGACUUCACCAAGAGAGGCCUUUCCGAAGAAGUGGACGCGUUCAGCCGGUUCCUGGCCACCCUUCCGCACAGGCACAAGUUUGUCAUAGCAGGAAACCACGAGCUGUCCUUUGACCCAGCCACGACCGGGUACUCACAAUCUCGCGCUCAAGCCGCGCUCGAGGAAGCCGUCGCACGAGUCAAGCGGCGACUACUGAACUGCACUUACCUGGAGGACGCUGAGGCCACUGUAUGCGGCGUUAAGCUCUAUGGCUCUCCGUGGCAGCCGCGGUUCCACGACUGGGCCUUCAACCUCCAGCGCGGCCAGGCGCUGCUCGAGAAGUGGAACCGCAUUCCUACUGACACGGACGUUCUCAUGACGCACACGCCGCCUGUCGGCCACGGUGACUUCUGCAUCCGGAACCGGCACGUCGGCUGCGUCGAGCUCCUGAGCGUCGUGCAGAACCGGGUGCGGCCGCGCUACCACGUAUUCGGACACAUCCACGAGGGCCACGGAACGACAACCGACGGCGAGACCGUGUUUGUAAAUGCGGCCAUCUGUGAUGUACGCUACAGGCCGGUCAAUGAGCCAAUCAUCUUUGAUGUCCCGCUCCCAGAAGGUGCCUCAAAGGAUCACUGACUGAACUGGUGGACGUUUCAAAAACAUUCUGCGUG